GGGUUAACAGGAGAAAACAUCACGGGUAAUGUCUGCGGACUUGAGGGAGGGGGAAUCUCCCUGGAUCAGCAGGCCCGUUUUGUUCGUGAAGUUCCACGGAGAUCCUCCGGUGGCGACUCCGAUUUCGAUAUCGAGAAGCUCGAUCGCAAACGACCCUCCAGGUUCUGCCGAGGUAUAGGGUUGGGCCGACACUGGCUCCAGCGCACGCGACUGGUCGUAUCCGCCCAAGAAGAGAGAACCGGGGAUGUUCAAGGCGGCCGAUCCAAUGUGCAAUCCGUACGAGUACGACGGAAUAGCCUUGCCGCCUCCGUUCGUAUAUAG
Rasamsonia emersonii CBS 393.64 is the source of this 321-nucleotide messenger RNA. RefSeq lists its product as uncharacterized. The transcript has a single exon. Lineage: Eukaryota; Fungi; Ascomycota; Eurotiomycetes; Eurotiales; Trichocomaceae. The annotation marks the transcript as partial. The record is from RefSeq and is a predicted model, not a curated record.